AUGCCCAAGGUGGACUAUACCGAGGAUGGUUUCCGCUACCAUUCGCUCGACAUCGAGAACAAAGUACAGUUUGAGGCGGUUUCAGACCUUAUAGCCGACCAUCUUUCCGAACCGUACUCCAUCUACGUCUACUGGUACUUUUUCCACCAGUGGCCCCAGUACUGCUUCUUGCUCAGUCCCGAAGGGUCCGACUCCAUCAUAGGCGUGAUCAUCACCAAAGUCGAGCCUCAUCGAGAGGUGCGCAUGCGUGGAUAUAUUGGCAUGUUGGUGAUAGAUCCUACAUUCCGAGGAAAAGGCUUGGCCAAGAAGUUGGUGCAGUUGAGCAUGAGGAAAAUGGUGGAGUGGGACAAUGUGGACGAGAUCAUGUUGGAAACAGAGGUGUCGAACGGCGCUGCCUUGCAUUUGUACGAGCUGCUCGGAUUUAUGAGAACAAAGCGCAUGUAUCGGUACUACUUGAACACACAAGACGCCUAUCGGUUGAUUUUCCCGGUUCUGGCGAAACUGGCCACGAGGGUGGCGUUUCUUCCGUUUUUGAAUCCCGAGACGACGCACGAGGUUUUGUAG
Molecule: messenger RNA, 564 nt
Organism: Clavispora lusitaniae ATCC 42720
Lineage: Eukaryota; Fungi; Ascomycota; Pichiomycetes; Serinales; Metschnikowiaceae
Gene: MAK3
Product: peptide alpha-N-acetyltransferase
Biological process (GO): N-terminal peptidyl-methionine acetylation
Cellular component (GO): NatC complex
Molecular function (GO): protein-N-terminal amino-acid acetyltransferase activity
Source: RefSeq, a predicted model, not a curated record